Molecule: messenger RNA, 2302 nt
Organism: Xenopus laevis (African clawed frog)
Lineage: Eukaryota; Metazoa; Chordata; Amphibia; Anura; Pipidae
Gene: batf3.S
Product: basic leucine zipper transcription factor, ATF-like 3 S homeolog
Exons: 3
Coding region: 990-1373 (127 amino acids)
Biological process (GO): regulation of DNA-templated transcription; regulation of transcription by RNA polymerase II
Cellular component (GO): nucleus
Molecular function (GO): DNA-binding transcription factor activity, RNA polymerase II-specific; RNA polymerase II cis-regulatory region sequence-specific DNA binding; DNA-binding transcription factor activity
Source: RefSeq, a predicted model, not a curated record
ACCAAGUUUUGUAAUAGAAAAAGAGAACUUGAACCCAACAAAACGUUCAAAAGAUUUCUUAUAAGCAAACACGUUUCAAUGAGACCUGUGACAUCAUUAAGCACGGGUGACGUCACUGAUCACUACUGAUGACCUCACUAGUCGCACAACACUUUCCAUACAGACACACACAAGUGGUUUGUGACUUGUGCAAAGUGAAAGUCAAAGUAGUUGGGCCAGUCCCCAGGGAUGUCCCGGCUCAGGGCAGAGCGAUGGAGUCUCAGUUCCUACUCGGCACAACUUGUUGCAGCAGCUGCGGUUUUUCGGCAAAUUUCCUCCCAAGGUUUCCACGUGACUUACUCGAAAUGAAGCGCUCGGACCAUUCCAAGAAGAAACAGCCGCGCUGAUAAAGUAGCGCAACUCUGAGAACUUAUCGCACUGCGACACCUGCUGCCGCCAACAGACGCACAACAAACAGCACCGCGACUUUCCCCCGGAUUCUGUGCUGAGAAACGCGACCUGCUGCUCUCGGGGAGGGACUUGGAGUAACCAAUACCCAACACUCACCCCAGUCCUCCUCUCUAUACAGCUGCGACUUUCUGGGUCUUACAUUGCGGCUGUUUCCCUCAUAGAAAUCAUCAGAAGGGCUUUGGGGACGGCCUGACCUGGAUAACAACAACCCUGCUGAUUGAGAAACCCUGCUGCACCUGAACCUUAGCUUUUGGAACCGCCCCUUUCAGCUGACAGUUGCACCUGGGGUAAAAUAGAAACAAACUGCCUGCUUCACAGCAGGGGAAGAAAUUAAGGACCCUGAUCUUAGAAAAUUUAGAUUUUCAUCAAUUUAUAGUGGCUCUGCUGUUAAUCAGUGCCCUUCAGGGCCCCCCUAUACCUCCUGAGCCCCCAAACUGUCACCGGUCUGCUAACCAUUUUAAUUAAACCCCUACACCUGGAACUUUCUCUAAUUUCCCUAUGUGGCUGUUUUGCUUCUGAUCAUCUCCAACACCCACAGCAUGUCAGAGAGGUCUCCUUCCACCAGUGGCACCUUCCAGAGGAGCAGCGCCCACAACACGUCCGGCUCAGAGGCAGAUGCUCUCUCCCAGAGCCCAGAUACCGGCAACAGGAAGGUCCGCAGGAGAGAAAAGAACAGAGUUGCUGCCCAGAGAAGCCGGAAAAAACAAACACAGAAAGCAGACAAACUGCAUGAGGAAUAUGAAUGUUUGGAACAAGAAAACUCAUCCUUGAAGAAAGAAAUUGGGAAACUAUCUGAUGAACUUAAACAUCUGAGCCAAAUCCUGAAGGACCAUGAGCAGAUAUGCCCAUACCUCCACUGCCCAGUGAACUAUGUGACGAUGCCACGAGUGACAGACACUGUUCCUGGCUCUUUGCCUCGGUGAUUUCCUGUUUUGGCGAUGUCAUUUCCUCUUUGACUUAUGGGCAUUUGAAUCAUACAGAAAGCCGCCAGAGCAUGACACCUCAGUGAUUGAUACCUCAGGGAAAAGACAAAAUAGAUGGAAUUGACAACUUACAUAGAAGUGUUCCUUGUCCUGUAAUAACGGCACUUCAAAAACCAAGAUGGUUCCUGUAAAUGUGAACUUAACCUCCUUGAAGUGGUUACUAGCACGGCUUUGUAUAAAGAAAGCUUGUAAAUCUUGUCUUAAAGGGGCAGUUUACCCCCUUGUUUAACAGGAGAGCAGUGAAAUGGAACAUAUUUUAAGCCUCAGAAAGAAUUCUAUGGUUUUCAUGUCUUGAAUUAAACAGGGAAAUUGAAGCUACUUCAUGUUUGGCCCUUGGGAUAUAAAUCAUUAUACAGCAGAACCCUCAUUUAAUUUUUUACAGGGGACCAUAAACUACAUUCAUUAUUUAUUGGCUGGACCACAUAUAUAUGGUUUUAAAUACAGAAAAACUUAAAAUCAAGGCAUGUCCGUUGCGAUUUCACUGUUUUUCCAGUAUACAACCACUUGUUUAGUUAGCAGGAGUCCAUUAUGCAGAGGGACUGCCUGUCCACUUGGAAUUUAAUACUAUCUAACUUCAUUCUCCCUGCUUGAUUGGUUUAGCUCAAGAAAUAACAAAAAUGUAGAUUUUUCUUAUGUUAAACAAAAAGAUAAAAAUCAUGUUCAGCACAAGCCCUUUCGUUGCACUCAUGUUGAAGAAGGCGAUACAUUUCCCCUUUAAUCUGCUUUUAUUGCAGGUCAGAUAUUUCCCUGUAGCCCUGCAAGUCAUCGAAGGAUAAAGAAGCUUAGACUUUGCAAAUAAUUCUGUUAUAAUUGUACCUUUCAAAAAGGUUUUUGUUUGAUUAAUUACAUUAUAACUAAAUAUGUGCCCA